AUGUCAUCGCUUUACGUCUCGCUGGUCAACUCUGUCGCCCGGCUCCUUCAUGCAGUACAACGCCCGGCGCGUUCUACUAACGGCGGUGUCGACACCAACUGGACAGGUGAGUCUCGUCCGGCUGGAUCUGUCUCUUACUACGAGCUGCAGUCUCCUUCGGAGUCUAUUGUCUACAACCCGAGCGGGCCAUCUUUACCGCUUCCGACCAGCCCCGCUCCGACGUAUACUUCUCGCGCAGACUUUGAAAAUUUGUACGGAAGCCACAACCAGCGCAACAACCUUCUCACGAGCGGGAUAUUUCCCAAUGAUGUGGCUUCCGCGCAUGAGGAGGUGACAGCGCGUCCACCGCCGGCUCUUGAGCCCAUACGGGGCACGCUUCGCUCUCUGGUUCGGUGGAAUGGUCGUCGCACGGCGCAUGACGCGGAGAUGCAGCUCGCGGUGAGUUCCUCUUCUCUCGCGCACACUAACAUGUCUGCCCAGAUACGAGACAACGAGCGCCCUCCGACUUACGUUGAGGUUGACCCGUCGACAUCGUCCCAAGUGGCCCCGCGCCGGCGCCGGGUUGCUCAGGCCGCAAUUGUGUUUUCGCUUACUGCUUCCAUCACAAUCGCUUUCAUGGUUACUUUCUUGAAGACUAAGAACGCAUUCUAA
Peniophora sp. CBMAI 1063 is the source of this 651-nucleotide messenger RNA. Lineage: Eukaryota; Fungi; Basidiomycota; Agaricomycetes; Russulales; Peniophoraceae. The record is from the annotation of a GenBank genome assembly.